This is a messenger RNA of Pararge aegeria (speckled wood butterfly), 2817 nucleotides long. RefSeq names its product set1/Ash2 histone methyltransferase complex subunit ASH2 (gene ash2). Lineage: Eukaryota; Metazoa; Arthropoda; Insecta; Lepidoptera; Nymphalidae. The record is from RefSeq and is a predicted model, not a curated record. Gene Ontology annotation, cellular component: Set1C/COMPASS complex. The coding region runs from base 170 to 1870 and encodes 566 amino acids. Gene Ontology annotation, molecular function: protein binding; transcription cis-regulatory region binding. The transcript has 11 exons.
UCUGUCUACGAACUUUUCUGUGCUAAAUGUCAUUGCGUCUUUGAGAUCGUGAAUGUGAGUCGUAAUUUUUUUAUGAACUUAUGAAUCCUGCCAAGUUAUAAGCUAAAGGAGAAGCUAAUUAUAAGAGAACAUAAUGUUUAUUUGUUGCAACGAAACCGUAUAGCGAUAAAUGUCCUCUAUAUAUAUUGAAUCUACAAAGAAAAGUGUCGAAAUGGAUAUUGCGUCCAAUAGUCAGUCUGAAUCUCAAAAAGCGGGGGAAAAUGCUGAUAAAAAUAAAAACAAACAACCUGGCGAGUCACAGGGGCAUUGUUACUGUGGCAAAGAUCGGAAUCUCAAUAUAGUGGAGUUGUUAUGUGCUUCGUGCAACCGAUGGUACCAUGAGUCGUGUAUUGGUUACCAGCUGGGUAAGCUGGUGCCCUUCAUGACCAAUUAUCUGUUCAUAUGCAAGAACUGUUCUCAAACUGGCCUGGAGACAUUUAAGAAGAACCAAGCUCCGUUUCCCCAGAUGUGCCUCACAGCUAUAGCAAACUUAAAACAGGAAAGCUGCAAAGAAGGCAGCAGCAAAAACUUGUUCAGCAAAGAUAGAGACAUCAUCCCUUAUAUCGAUCAGUAUUGGGAGGCUAUGACUACUAUGCCUCGAAGGGUGACCCAAUCCUGGUACGCAACGGUCCAGCGUGCUCUAAUCAAAGACAUCCACGUACUGUUCACAUAUGAGGAAGACUCCAAUCAUGGACCAAUGUUUGGACUAUGCAACACUGAGCUAACAUGCAUCAAACCCAACUACGAAGCCAUGAUCAAGCAGGGACAACUCAAGGUCACUGAUAUGGGAAUAGCCACUGUCCCACUAAGUGGCAACGUAAAGGGGCGGCAAGGCAAGCGCCGCCCAGCUGUGGGCGUGGAGACUAGUGCGCCGGUCGGCAAGAAGGGUCGCUCUGCAGACCUAGGCGCAUUAAAACUCCCUUCGCACGGCUAUCCCACCGAGCACCCUUUUAACAAGGACGGGUAUCGGUACAUACUGGCUGAGCCGGACCCUCAUGCACCAUUUCGACAGGAGUUCGACGAGAGCAACGAAUGGAGCGGCAAGCCGAUCCCGGGCUGGCUUUACCGAUCGUUGUGCCCCGGGAUAGUGCUACUCGCUCUUCACGACCGCGCUCCUCAGCUGAAGAUCGCGGAGGAUAGACUCGCGGUCACCGGGGAGAAAGGAUACUGUAUGGUGCGAGCUACGCAUGGGGUAUCCCGAGGCACGUGGUACUGGGAGGCCACGGUUGAGGAGAUGCCGGAAGGCGCGGCGACACGCUUGGGCUGGGGCCGGCGUUACGCAAACCUUCAAGCCCCUCUAGGCUACGAUAAAUUUGGCUACUCCUGGCGCAGUCGGAAAGGCACUAGGUUCCACGAGUCCCGAGGCAAGCACUACAGUCCGGGCUACGGUGAAGGCGACACACUGGGCUUCCUCGUGGUGUUGCCGGACAGUGUCAACACAAAAUUCACACCCAGCACCUACAAAGACCGGCCUCUGGUGAAGUUCAAGAGCCACCUGUACUACGAGGACAAGGACAACAUCCAGGAGUCGCUCAACAACCUCAAGCUGCUGCCAGGCAGCCAGAUUCUGUUCUUCAAGAACGGCGUUUGCCAGGGCACCGCCUUUGCGGACAUCUACCAAGGCUGCUACUACCCCACUGUGUCUCUGCACAGGAACAGUACUGUCAGCGUCAACUUCGGCCCCAAUUUCAAGUUCCCGCCAUCACAGGAGUACAAUUAUCGACCGAUGUCUGAGAAGGCCGAGGAGGCUAUCUGCGAGCAGACGAUGGCGGAUCUACUGUUCCUAUCCGAGAACGAGGGAAAGUUGCGUUUGGACACGUUCAACCUCUGAUACAACUAACACCGUGCGCCGGUGUCUAAACAUGUGUGGACUGUCGCGAACUGUGUGUUGUGCGCUCUUGUGAAUAGAUUUUGAAAUACUUAAAUACAUAGCUCAUUACACAAGGAUAACAUUUAAAUAUAGUAAAUAAAUAAAUAAAUAUACUACGACAGUACACAUGUCGCCAUUAAGCCCCAAGCAAAACUUUCAUGUUCGUCGCAGAACAAAAUUCCGGUCGUGGGAAUCGAAACCACGGCCUCAGAAAGCAGGGUAGCUGUCCACUGCGCCAAUCGGCCGUAUAAAAUACAGGAACAACAAUAAAAGUGCAGGACAAAAUAAAAACAAUUUUCUAGCAAGAGGCGAAAGACUUGGGCAAUGUUAGUGAUCUACUUUUACGAACGGAGCCAGUAAGAGAGUUGAGAGGCAGAUCGCAAUAAUACAAAUAUAUACUCAUAAAUAUGUAAAAUAAAAAAAAGCAUGUAACAGCAAGAAAAAAAAAUUUUUACUUAGAAAGUAAGAUAUUUCUAGUUAGAAGGAAAGGAAACAUUAAUUGCUACCUGGAACCCGUUGCUAACUGGAACCCUUUGCUAACUGGAACCCUUUGCUAACUGGAACCGGUUGCUAACUGGAACCCGUUGCUAACUGGAACCCGUUGCUAACUGGAACCCUUUGUUAACUGGAACCCGUUGCUAACUGGGUACUCUCAAAGUUUUAUUUAAAACAAAUUAACACUGUUUAUUGUAUUCCAAAAUUUAUUUAGAAAUUUCCUGCAAGUGUUAACAAAAACACUUAAUUUUGCAUUUAAUGCAUUAUAAUUUAAAAGGAAAUGAAAAAAAAAACAAUGUGUCGAAACUUGAAAUCACCAGAUAUUUAACUGCAUGUGAAUGUUUUCGAGAUGAUUUUUUUUUAUUAAAUAUGCAUUGAAUAAUAAUUUAAAAUCUAUAUGUGAAUAUGAAUGA